Coniophora puteana RWD-64-598 SS2 is the source of this 885-nucleotide messenger RNA. Its product is annotated as glutathione S-transferase C-terminal-like protein. Gene Ontology annotation, cellular component: cytoplasm. Bases 44 to 787 code for a protein of 247 amino acids. The record is from RefSeq and is a predicted model, not a curated record. Lineage: Eukaryota; Fungi; Basidiomycota; Agaricomycetes; Boletales; Coniophoraceae. The transcript is spliced from 5 exons.
CAAUUUCAGUUUCCGCCUCUGAACUCUACAACUUGACUAAAAUAUGUCUUCACCACAGCUUACUUUCUAUGGGUUCAAGGUUAGCGCCAACGCGAUGAGGGUCGCUAUUGCUCUCUCGCACGCCAAGGCCGAUUUUACAUUCUGUAGCAUCGAUCUGAUGAACAAGCCUGAGUGGUUUGUGUCCCAGGUUAACCCUGCAGGCAAGGUUCCUGCCGUAACCAUUGGCGGUCCUAUCGUCCCGCCGGACCAGCCAUCCCCUGAAUCAGCCAAGAUCGCAGAAUCGCUGGUUAUCCUCGAGCUCGUUGCGGAUCUAUACCCGUCAUCGCGGCUCAUGCCCUCCGACCCGGUCGAGCGCGCCAAAGUCCGCUUCUUCAUGCAGACGCAGCAGACCGUGUUUGCGAACAACUACUUCCCGUGGUACGCGCUCGGAAAAGCCAACGGGUGGAAGGACCUGUACGAGGGCGCCAAGGCGCUCCAGGCGCUCUUGCCCGAGAACGGGACGGGAUAUGCGGUAGGUAAUCAGUUGACGAUUGCGGACUGCGCCUUUGCACCGCUCUGGGGGAGGACGAAGGUGUGCUUUGAGCGGUGCAUCGGACGGUUCGAUCCAGAGGAAGCGAAGCUGUUCAAGGAGGCCAUGGAGGCCCCCGAGAUGGCCAAGUUUAGGGCGUACACGGAUAGGCUAUUCGCGCAUCCAAGCGUGAAGGAACAUUGGGAUGAGGAAUUCAUUGCCACAGCUUCGAAGGGCUUGGUUGCAGUGUUCGAGAAACGAUUUGGUCCUAAGCCGUAAACCACCUGAAUUCUUUCUUCCCUAUAUCUGCAGUGGAUCAUUUGUAUAAUAGUAAAUGUGGCCCCUGACAACAACGUCCGAGUACAUAAACGAUUUGC